ACAAUGUCAAUUGUCAUUUGGUGACGCUCUCGUCUUGAUCUUGUGUUUUACGAAAUAAAAUUUUUUAACAAAUAAAUACAUAACAGAAUAUAAUUUAAAAUUAUAUAAAUGUAGAAUUGUGCAUAUUACAUACAUUUUGUUUUAAGAUGGAUAUUCUUAAAGCAGAGAUAGCUAAAAAACGUAAACUUAUUGAAGAGAAGAAUAUUUUGAAUUCAACUAAGAAAUACUUCAAGAGAGGCGAGCUUUUAGCAAAGGAGCAAGAAGAGUACUUGAAAAAGUAUGGUUUGAAACCUGAGGAACCACAAAGUGAAUCAAAAGAAGAUGAAGAAAAGGUAAAGAAAAAAGAAAAUGAAAGUGAGCAAACAGAAAGUGCUACUCUUCCUAGAACUGAAGUGGUAAAAAGAUUAAGGGAGCGUGGACAUCCAAUCAUUUUAUUUGGAGAGAGUGAAGUUCAAUCAUUCAGAAGAUUGAGAAGGAUAGAAAUUCAGGAACCUGAAGCAAAUAGAGGUUUAAGAAAUGACUUCCAAGAAGCUAUGGAGAAAGUUGAUCAAGCAUAUUUGAAUGAAAUAUUAGCAUUAGGGACAAAUAAUGACAAUGAAAAAGCUCACAAUGAGGAUGAUUUGGAUGAUUCCAUCACAUAUGAAUUUAUUCAAGAAAUGGCAAAAACUAUGGGUCAGGGUGACAGAAAUCAUGAUAUGACAGUCAUCAUGACAUUGUUGCAGUUUCUACUAAAAAUGUGGGGCCAACAAUUAAAUUCCGCGAUAGCGGCUGAAAAGAAUUCUGCAAAACAUAAAAUGGCGAGAGCGACGUACACACAGACACAAGUGUAUCUGAAACCUUUAACAAGGAAAUUAAAAAAGAAAUCCUUGCCAGAAGACAUUUGUGACAGUCUCAUGGAAAUAACAAAGCAUUUAUUAGAAAGGAACUAUAUUAUGGCUAGUGACGCCUACCUACAAAUGGCGAUAGGCAACGCGCCGUGGCCCAUUGGUGUAACCAUGGUAGGUAUCCACGCACGUACCGGCCGGGAGAAGAUCUUCUCUAAGAAUGUCGCCCAUGUGAUGAACGAUGAAACACAAAGAAAAUAUAUACAAGCUUUGAAACGACUUAUGACUAAAUGUCAGGAAUACUUUCCAACUGAUCCAUCCAGAUGUGUCGAAUAUAAUACUAUAUGUGAAAUCAAAAUGAUAUUUGACUAUUUAUUUAAGUUUCAUUUACAAGAUAUUUCAAAUAUUUUAUCUGAAUUAGACAACUUAGGUUAUUACAAUAUUAAAAUCGAUUUCAUGAAAUUAUUUGAAACAUAUCCAGAUGUUGGGGACAAGGUGCUCUGUAGUCCCGUAGAAAUUCUACCAAUAUGCAAUAACGAUAUAAUCAAAGCACAACAAACUAUUCUAGAAAGUGAGGAAUACAUCACCUUAAUUAGCCAACUAAAAUAUACGUCAUUGAAAAGAAAUGUACGAGCCAGAUUUUUUGGAUUACCUGUUUGCCCUGAGCUACAUCGCACAAUUUUUCCGAAAAAUGUUGAUAUGGGAUGUUUUUUAAAAGUAUCAGGUACAGUUGUAAGAGUGACGCAAACAAAAAUGCUAGAAUAUCAACGAAAGUAUGUAUGUAUGAAGUGUAAGUUUGAGAACUGUGUUGAAGCAGAUUUUGAGAACCGAUAUAUUUUAAGAGCUCCAUCUAAAUGUGGUAAUAAUGACACAAGGUGCAAGUGUUCAACAUUUACUCAAGUGAAUCUUGUAUCAAGAGAAUAUUGUAGAGAUUAUCAAGAAAUUAAAAUACAGGAACAAGUAAACAAGCUUAGUAUAGGUACAAUACCGGGAUCAAUGUGGGUAGUUCUAGAAGAUGAUUUGGUGGAUUGUUGCAAGCCUGGUGAUGAUGUUAAUAUAUGUGGAACAAUUCGUCGUCGCUGGCGUCCUUCAGUGCUAAACAAAAAAUCUGAAGUAGAAUUAGUGAUGCAAGCUAAUUAUUUAGAAGUGAGUAACGCUCAAAGAUCAGAAGUGAUUGCUUCAGCACCAGAUGUUAAAGAUUGCUUUAAUGAAUUUUGGAGUAAAUUUGAAGCCUGUCCAUUAAAAGGCAGAGACCAGAUUUUAGCGUCGGUAUGUCCACAGGUGUAUGGGUUACACUUAGUGAAGUUAGCGGUAAUACUAACUGUGAUAACUGGUUCAAAUCAUGCCUUUGAUGACUCUAAUGAAGUUAAGGAUGAUAAAAACGCGAUACAUGUUAGAGGACAGUGUCAUUUGCUGUUAGUUGGCGAUCCAGGUACAGGAAAGUCGCAGUUACUCCGCGCGGGUGCGGAGUUAACGCCACGCUCUGUAUUCACUUCUGGAGCUGGCAGCACGCGCGCGGGACUCACCUGUGCCGCACUAAGAGCUGGUAUAGUGUGCAAGCUGAGCACGCGGUGCGCGGUGGUGGCGGCCUGCAACCCGCGCGGACAUUACCAUACAGACGAGCCUCUCGCUGCCAACGUCGCACUCGGCACACCCUUGUUAAGCAGAUUUGACUUGAUAUUCAUAUUAUUGGACUCUAAAAACAAAUCAUGGGAUAAGUUGGUUUCGUCGUAUAUUUUACACGGAGCAUCUAACGCUAAGAAAUCUAAAACAAGAUGGACCAUUGAAAAGUUACAGGUUUUAAAUACUUUUUUUAAUGUUUACAUGCCAGUACAGUUGGACAAUUGCGAUGGCCAGUAUAAGUAUGAACUUCUGGCGCCAUUACAAAGGAAAUCUCUGAAUAGAGAUCCUUCUAGAACAACAGUUAGAAUGCUCGACAGUUUAGUAAGAUUAUCACAAGCCCAUUGUCGUUUAAUGUAUCGAACAACAAUAUUACCAGUUGACGCGAUAAUGGCUGUUUCUUUAGUAGAUUUAUCUAUGCAAGAUUGCACAUUAAACGAUACUAUGGACGCGUUGCAUUCAACAUUCCAGAAAUAUCCAGAUUUCGAUUAUCUUCGUACAGCAAAAACAUUAUUAGAUAAAUUAAAUCUACACCAAAUAUGGAAAGACGAAUUACUUUACUAUGCAAAAUUAUUACAAACAGAUCAUAAAACUUUAGAAGUAAAUAUAGAAAAAGGUUGUACUAAAUUAUUUUCAAAAUAUGACGAAGUUAUUGAUGAUAAUAUACCUUUAUCGUGUUCUUUAAUAACUAGUACGUAUUUUAAAAAGGAUGAGAAUCCAAAUCAUAGUAAAUCAAAUAAAGAGGAAUAUACAGAAAAACAAAUUAUUAAUGACAGAUUAGCUGCAACUUUAAGAAAACAUGCUACUUUACAUAAAGGUGAAGAUAAAGUACCAGAUACUAGAAAAACACGAAAAAGAAAACGUAAAGAAAUAACAGCAGAUGUUGGUGCUGUUAUAAAAAAUAAACCGAAAUUCUCAAAAAAGAAUAAAAGGGAACCUGAAAGUGAGGAAUGUGAUGCAAUGUUAAAUGCUGUUCCAAGUGUAAAUGAUAUUUUUAAUGAUUUAAAUAUAGAUAUGAAUAAUUAUGACACUGAUAUAAUAGAAACUCAAGAUAACAUUGAAAAUGAUCCUGAAAUUAUUGUUGAAAAAGAUAAAGGAGAUUUAAAAGCAAACAAAACCAACACAGAAAGUAAAUCUAGUUCUAAAACAUUGAAUUUCUUAAAACAAUUUCAAUAUGUUAAGAAAGAAGAUCCAAAUAAAUCUGAGGAUAAUGUUCAAGAUAAUGAAAUAGUUUUAUUAAGAAGUAUUAAGAAGGAAUCAAAUCAAACUAUAACAAGUUUAAAUAAACCUACUUCUAGUUCUCAAAUAUCUAUAUUUGAGACAGAUUGUGAUAUCGAUUUGGACUUAUGAAAUUAAUAUCCAGCUCUUCUUAAUAAUUGAAAAAAUAAGUACUGUAUUAAAAGAAGUAAAAUAUCCGGCUUGAAGGACUAUAU
Molecule: messenger RNA, 3877 nt
Organism: Papilio polytes (common Mormon)
Lineage: Eukaryota; Metazoa; Arthropoda; Insecta; Lepidoptera; Papilionidae
Gene: Prp18
Product: DNA helicase MCM9
Exons: 18
Coding region: 147-3794 (1215 amino acids)
Biological process (GO): double-strand break repair via homologous recombination; RNA splicing
Cellular component (GO): nucleus; spliceosomal complex; MCM complex
Molecular function (GO): single-stranded DNA binding; single-stranded DNA helicase activity; ATP binding
Source: RefSeq, a predicted model, not a curated record